UCCACUGAAUCAGCAAUGCCAUUGAUGAUCAGUCAUCUAAGUCAGUCCUUUCUUUUCAAUAAACCGAACAGACAGGUUUGCAAAGCGGUCUCUGUUUUUUCCCGCCCUCUCACUCGAUCACCUGAAGUAAGUACGUGUUUCUCGGUCAGUAUAACGGACGGAGAUCGAGAUACUCGGGAACACAGAGAAAAAGCAGUGCUGGACGAAGUGGAUAUUCACUUAUAAACAACUGACUAAAGGCUGCUUUUUGAGAGAUGGACGGGUCAGUCGGGCCGAUGCGAGUGUUGGUGACGGGCGGCAGUGGGCUGGUGGGGCGAGCGAUAGAGCGGGUGGUGAAAGAAGGUGAAGGGAGAGAAGGAGAAAAAUGGAUAUUCCUGUCAUCCAAAGAAGCCAAUCUCGUGAGCGCUGAAGAGACGAGAGCAGCCUUCGAGAAACAUCGUCCGACACACGUCAUUCAUUUGGCCGCGAUGGUGGGCGGACUUUAUAGAAACAUGAGACAGAACCUGGACUUCUGGAGGAAUAAUGUGCACAUCAAUGACAACGUGCUGAACAUGUCUCAUGAGUUCGGUGUGGUGAAGGUCGUUUCCUGUCUGUCUACAUGUGUUUUUCCAGAUAAAACCACCUACCCUAUUGAUGAGACCAUGAUGCACAACGGUGCCCCCCAUGACUCUAAUUACGGUUAUGCCUACGCCAAACGCAUGAUUGACGUCCACAACAGGGCAUUAUUUCAGCAGUAUGGUCGCAAAUACACAGCCGUUAUCCCCACCAACAUGUUUGGAGCCUAUGAUAACUACAACAUUGAGGACGGUCACGUGAUGCCGGGGUUGAUCCACAAGACCUACCUGGCAAAGAAGGAAGGUAAACCUCUGCAGGUCUGGGGUUCGGGUCGUGCUCUGCGUCAGUUCAUCUAUUCUCUGGAUCUGGCUCGUCUGUUUGUGUGGGUUCUGAGGGAGUACGACGAAGUGGAACCCAUCAUUCUCUCAGUCGGAGAGGAGGAUGAGUUGACUGUAAAGGAUGCUGUGGACGCUGUGGUUGAAGCCUUCGGGUUCAAAGGGGAAGUUAUUUAUGACACUAGUAAAUCAGACGGUCAGAUCAAGAAAACCGCCAAUAACAGCAAACUACGCAAAUACUUGCCAGACUUCAAGUUCACGCCGUUCAAACAAGCCGUCAAGGAGACAUGUGAUUGGUUUGCAGCCAAUUAUGACUCCGCCCGUAAAUGAAAGGUCUUCCGAUCUGAUUGGCUGUGGGGAGCUUGAGCACUGGAAACCAAA
Carassius carassius (crucian carp) is the source of this 1271-nucleotide messenger RNA. RefSeq names its product GDP-L-fucose synthase-like. Gene Ontology annotation, molecular function: GDP-L-fucose synthase activity. The record is from RefSeq and is a predicted model, not a curated record. Gene Ontology annotation, biological process: nucleotide-sugar biosynthetic process. NCBI's taxonomy places the organism in Eukaryota, Metazoa, Chordata, Actinopteri, Cypriniformes, Cyprinidae. The coding region runs from base 255 to 1220 and encodes 321 amino acids. The transcript is spliced from 10 exons.